Messenger RNA from Telopea speciosissima, 2014 nucleotides. Its product is annotated as NAC domain-containing protein 53-like. The transcript is spliced from 7 exons. The coding region runs from base 237 to 1967 and encodes 576 amino acids. The record is from RefSeq and is a predicted model, not a curated record. Gene Ontology annotation, biological process: regulation of DNA-templated transcription. NCBI's taxonomy places the organism in Eukaryota, Viridiplantae, Streptophyta, Magnoliopsida, Proteales, Proteaceae. Gene Ontology annotation, molecular function: DNA binding.
ACUGGAGAUCAGAGUCUAGCAGUCAUGGUUUUUCUUUUUCUCUUUGAAGCAAAUCUCUGAAUUAGAUCGAAGAUGUUGGGUAUGAUGCUAGGUUUGUUAUAACCUUCCGACAUCGAGUGAAGCUGAAUCCUCUUUCUCUCCUUCUCUGACGCUUUCGCUUUCGCUCUCUUUGUUAAUCUCUCCCAAUUUCGCAAAUCUAUAGACUCUCCCCAAAUCAUCGCAUCAGAUAAUCCAUCAUGGGAGGUGAAGCAGCAGUAGCAGCACUUGCUCCAGGUUUCCGAUUCCACCCAACUGACGAAGAACUCGUUAGUUUCUACCUUAAGCGUAAGGUCUGCGGAAAAUCCUUUCGUAUCGACGCGAUCUCGGAAGUUGAUCUUUACAAAUCCGAGCCAUGGGAUCUUCCAGGUAAGUCGAGGCUGAAGAGCAGAGACCAAGAGUGGUAUUUCUUUGGUGUUCUAGAUAAGAAGUAUGGAAACGGGUCGAGAACUAAUCGUGCUACGGAGCAGGGUUACUGGAAGACGACGGGGAAGGACCGGACGGUCCGACGGAACAAUCGGACCGUCGGGAUGAAGAAAACCCUCGUCUUCCACAUUGGACGUGCACCGCAUGGCGAGCGGACUAAUUGGGUCAUGCAUGAAUACAGGCUUGUCGACGAAGGGUUAGAGAAAGCGGGCAUCGCGCAGGAUGCCUAUGUGCUGUGUAGAAUUUUCCGGAAAAGCGGUGCGGGACCUAAGAAUGGAGAGCAGUAUGGAGCGCCGUUAAUCGAGGAGGAAUGGGAUGAGAAUGUUUGGGAUGAGAAUGUUUUGGAUGAGAAUGUUGUGGAUAUAUUGGUUCCAAAGGGUAACAUCGGUGAUACCGCCCCUUCUCAUAUUGGGGAUGAAGGAUAUCUUCAGCCCUACCUCGAGCAGAAUAUUGACAUGGGUGCUCCGUCUGAAAAUGUUCCUCUCUCGCUGAAAUUUUAUUAUGAAGAUGGUUGCAACCCCUUAGAGCAGGCUGAAGGGUUCCUUACAGAUGAUCAGAAGGCCCUUAAUGGUGGGGCUGGAAAAGAUGAUUUGCCAGAGCUGUCCGAGGAACAAAAGUUCUUUGACUUACCAGAACAAUAUCAGAUGGACCUCCUACCACUCAAAGAUGAAUAUUUUGUUGAAUUGAAUGACCUUUUGUAUCCUAUCGAUGGCGAUCAUAUUGCUGAUAACCCAGUUAAUGAUGAAAUGAAAAGCUCCGAUCCUUAUAAUUUCCCAGUUGAUGAUGGUUCAUUCCUAGAAAUUAAUGAUCUCCAAGAACCUGUUGAGGCAGAUCCGUCAGGGUUGGAAAUGCUAGAUGAGUACAUUAAUGGGCCACUGUAUUCUUCUAAAAUUUUAGAGAGUGAAGCUCCCAUCCUGGACCCAUCAGCCUUCACCCAAGGGGUGAAUAGUGGAACUGGAGAACCACUGGUGAUGGCACAACCCUCGAAAUCACUGGGUAGCGAAAUCGCUUCCUCUUCAAAGCAAAAAUCACAUAAUACAAAGCUUGGACCAGAUGUUCAAUAUGAGGAGGGUUGGGACAAUACCCUUGUCAAACGGGUCAGUCGUAUGCUGGGUUCCAUCCCUGCUCCUCCAGCAUUUGCUGAAGAAUUCCCAACAAAAGAGGUAGCUUUGGGGCAGAACUUGUCGGCGCUCUCUCCCAGAUCAAUCCAUGUUACUGCUGGGGUGAUACAUAUAAGAGACAUGACAUACGUAGGCAGUGGAAAGGAUUCUUCACUGUGCAAGGGUGAAGAUAUGGGUCUCCUCAUUUCUUAUGGCAUGACAAGGGGUGAUGUGAUGGCUAAUGAACAGCUGAUCAGCCACUCUGUUGGUUAUGAACCGCUGGCUAAUCUACUCUCAGGUAAGGCAGGAUCCAUGAUGGUGCGGAGCGGAUUCUACCUGAUCCUCUUCUGGGUACUGAUUCUUUCAGUGAGCUACAAAAUAGGAUGCUGCAUAUGUACAAAGUAAUAGAUUUUCAAUAGGUUGGACCAUUUUCCUAACCACACACUCACAAA